CUUCUCCUCUAUCGGUGGUUUUCCGCCAGCUGUUCUUCUCCCUCGGAACCCGGUUCUCCUCCUUUGUGUUCUGAUCGAACGGCGACAUCGAACAGAAGCGGAAUGUGGCCCAGAAAGAACUCGGAACCUGGAUGUGAUUCCAAUAAAUCAGAUGAGCGUGGUUCCCGUACAGCUCAUCCUCAAACUGUGCCGCUGCAGCAUCACUCGAGCCAGGAUGAUGACGGAGGCGUUCCCGUGGGCCUCGUCAAGCCGUCUCUGAUGUCCUCGCAGGGAAGCUGUCUCAGAAGCCCUGCUUCACCCCACAGCUCGGGCUAUUGGAGCAGGUUCUGCAGCCUGGGUACAGCAGCUACGUCUCCUAUGGGGGCACAGAGCAAGCUGGACAUUAAGGACCAUCAGCCCAUCCGAAGGUCCUCGUCUUUCACCAAGUUGUCUUCAGGAAGUGAUAAAAGCUCCAGCUGGACACCCAGCAGUCACUACAAUACAGGAGCCCAAGGAUCUCUGGAUCGAGGUUUACUGCACGGUUACAGAAAGAAGAACCAGAGCUCAAACAUGGAUCUUUACCUACCUUUAUCUUCUUCCAUGACCUGCAGUAGCUUUCUGCAGAAGUCCCCAGGAUCCAGUCCUGGUUACCACUACAGCCACAGCAGUAGAUCUUCAGCUCAUUCUUCACCAGCUAAGCAGAACAGUUUGGACCUGAAUCAUAUCGCUGAACCUUCUCUGAUAGGUCGACAGGUUUGUGGGCUCAGCCUGGACUCUCCUAUGGGUCAAAACUUUGACAGAGACUCACCAAUCCAAGCAGCUGUUCGGACGCAGAUGUGGUUGACUGAGCAGAUGGAGCACAGGGCCAACGUGGAACCUGGACUUGGUGAGAUCACCAGAACUGAGGGAUGUGGUGUAGAUGGGUUUUCAUCCUGGCAUCAGGAACAAGGGCUUCACCAGGCAACACCAGCGAUGAUGAUGAUGAUGGGGUCCUCUCUUCCUGAGGAUGUUUUGCUGAAGGUUAAAGAAGGUCUGCUGCGGCAGAGCGAACUGGAGAUCAACAGACAGAAGCUGCAAAUCUUGCAGCUUAAUGCUCGGAUCAGAGAGAAUGAGCUCAGAACUCAGCAGGUUCUGCAGAACCACAGAAACCCGUUUGAUGACCCUCUGAUCCUGAAUGCUCAGGAGUCAGCAGUAAGAGCACGGUGCAAGUGGCCGUCUGACCGAGUGUGCUGCGAUGAAGAACUGGGGAGGAAACUAGCCGUGACUGAGCUGGAAGUUCUCUAUCUGAACAAGUUCUUCAAACAGAUCACCCAGAGAUACACAGAGGACAUGAAGAAACUGGAGGAAAAGAUAAAGACCAGGGAUCGUUACAUCACCAGUCUCAAGAAGAAGAGUCACAGAGAGAGUGAAGAGAACCAAGAGAAACAGCAGCGGGUUGAGACUCUGGAGACGUAUCUCUGUGAUCUGCCAUCACUGGAUGAAGUUCAGGUUCAGUCCAAACAGCAUGUGGAGUUCCAGCAGAAAGCCGAGGAUCUGAAGAAAACAGUGUCCCAGUUAGAGAAAAGCAUUGAGGAAGGACGCGCUCUGCUUCAGGAGAAAGACGAGCUGCUCGAGCUGCAGGACCAAAGAGAGGCGGAGCUGAACGAGUCUGUACGAAGGCUACAGGAGAAGGUGCAGCAGUGUCUGGACGACGGGGUGAGGUGGCCCGUGCAGGACCUGAAGCGACUCGAGGUGGAAAACUCUGAGCUCCUGCAGCAGCAGGACCUCAGCAGCAGGCUGCUCCGGCUUCAGAAGGAGGAGAUCCAGAGGCUGAGCUCACGGCUGAUGGAUAAAAGUGUGUUGGAGCGUCUCUCGUAUGAAGUCAGGAUAUCAGAGGUGGACCGGCUGCUGAAGGAGAUGUCUCUGGUUCUGCUGGACCUGCAGGGUCUCUGCAGCAUCCUGGCUCAGAGAGCUCAGGGGAAACAGCCCAACCCUUCGCUGCUUCUCUCCAUGAAAUCCUUCAGUGCUCCAGCUGACGAGGGGGGGCCCACGGAAGAUGGAGGUGAAGAGGAGCUGAGCUUCAAGCUGCUCCAGGUCAGCCGGCUGAGGAGAGACAUCAACGAGCUGAGGAGAACCAUCUCGGACCGCUACGUCCACAAUCUGGGGGAGAACUGGGUCGCACAGAACAUCCAGACCCAAACCCCCCAGCUCUGAACCUGCUCGUUUACUUCAGAGCCACAAUCAGAAACUGUUAUAUUCUCUGAAACACUAAACUCUGCUGCGCAGACAGGUUCUGUCCCAUCAUGCACUGGGGGUGUUCACACAUUAAAGA
Nematolebias whitei (Rio pearlfish) is the source of this 2290-nucleotide messenger RNA. It is a transcript of the gene cep85l, whose product is annotated as centrosomal protein 85, like. Gene Ontology annotation, cellular component: centrosome. The transcript is spliced from 11 exons. The record is from RefSeq and is a predicted model, not a curated record. Lineage: Eukaryota; Metazoa; Chordata; Actinopteri; Cyprinodontiformes; Rivulidae. Bases 103 to 2172 code for a protein of 689 amino acids.